Molecule: messenger RNA, 342 nt
Organism: Entamoeba invadens IP1
Lineage: Eukaryota; Evosea; Mastigamoebida; Endamoebidae
Exons: 1
Coding region: 1-342 (113 amino acids)
Source: RefSeq, a predicted model, not a curated record
AUGUCCCUUUCCGCUUUCACACCAGUUAUGACAAAAGGGUUUUUCCUUGUGGUUGAAGGCUCCAACGAAGUACCGAUAUCACGACACAAAUACAUGCAUACAGUUACACGACAAAGUUCGCCAUCUCAAGCGACUAAAAAUGACUUCAGCUCUCCUUGUAAACGAAGGAAAUGGGCUUUUGAGUUAAAAAAGCGAGCUGUUAAAUUAGCAAGAAAGAUGGGUGUAAACAACGCAAUUGAAUAUCUUUUGAUGGUUGACAAAAACUACUUGGGGCUUUCCCCUUCAACUCUUCAAUAUUGGCUUCUUCAAGCCGAAGGAACAAAAAAGGAGUUUUACAACUGA